Molecule: messenger RNA, 1509 nt
Organism: Pyrus x bretschneideri (Chinese white pear)
Lineage: Eukaryota; Viridiplantae; Streptophyta; Magnoliopsida; Rosales; Rosaceae
Product: alpha carbonic anhydrase 4
Exons: 7
Coding region: 504-1250 (248 amino acids)
Molecular function (GO): carbonate dehydratase activity; zinc ion binding
Source: RefSeq, a predicted model, not a curated record
GCCUUAGUCUACGAGGAAAAAUUGAAAGUCAAUGACCAAAUUUUUCAGAUUUGGGAAAUUACCUACUUUGAUUCCUUUUUGGAUUUUGGUUCCACCUUUGAUCCCUCUCCCACAAAAUUGUUGUUCUAAUCAAAGUAUGUAACCGUUGUGAUAGUUACCAACUUACCGUUACUUACAGCGGUAGUUCCCAGUAGGUGUGAAGCCAAGAGAUGACAGCACAAUUAGCCGUUACCUCGUAAACAUUAACAGAGCGUGGGUUAAGCAAAAGCCGCUAAUUGCUUGCCAUGGAAAUCCUCAGUUGGUUUGAAAAUUGCUUGCCAUGGAAAUCCUCAGUUGGUUUGAAAAAUGCGCUAUCUCUCUCUCUCUCUCUCUCUCUCUCUCUCUCUCUCUCUGUAUAUAUAUAUAUAUAUAUAUAGUCUUUUCUUCUGACAUGCCACUUCCAUCACCAAAACUCACCAAAACCCAAAAGAGAAUAUCGAUGAUCGUUAAAAGAGCACACAGCCAUGACCAAACCCAUCUUCUUCUUCUUUUUCUUUCUAGCUUCUCUCAUCUUUUCGUCCCAUCACUCCUUUUUCACCAUUUGCAGUGCAGCACUUGAGGACUCUGAUGAAGUUGGUGAUGAAACUGCAUUUACUUAUCUUGAAGGAACUGGUAAAGGACCAAAGAAAUGGGGCCAAAUUGACCCACAAUGGAAAGUUUGUGACAACGGAAAAAUGCAAUCUCCAAUUAAUCUUCUUGACCAAAGGGUGAAGGUUUUCCCUAAAUUGGGGAAACUGAAAAGGGAAUACAAACCAGCUCCUGCUAUUGUGAAGAACCGAGGUCAUGACAUCACGAUGAGGUGGAAUGGAGAUGCAGGAAAAAUCAAGAUAAAUGGGACUGACUAUAGACUGCUACAAUGUCAUUGGCAUUCACCCUCCGAACACACAUUUAACGGAUCAAGGUAUGCUUUGGAGUUUCAUAUCGUUCAUGUAAGCUCUACCAGAAAGAUUGCUGUUAUUGGAAUUGUGUACAAAUAUGGUCGACCUGAUCCCCUCCUUUCAAAGCUGUUCCACCACAUAAAAUCAGUUGGAAAAGAAGAGGUUGACAUAGGGAUUAUUAAUCCUGGAGAUAUUAAGUUUGGAAGCAGAAAGUACUACAGAUAUAUCGGUUCUCUUACCGUUCCUCCAUGCACUGAGGGUGUAAUUUGGACAAUCGUCAAAAAGGACAGUUUCAAGGGAGCAAGUGCAUGCACUACGGGAGGCGGUUCAUGAUGGAUAUGAGGCGAAUGCAAGGCCAACUCAAGAACUGGAUGGAAGACCAGUGUUGUUAUACACUCCAAGGAAUAUUGGAGGUUCUGCUUAAUUAGAGAGAGAGAGAGAGAUGUGUUUUUCUUCUUUACCUAUAUAUAUUGUAUUAUACGUCAGCCCUGUGUUCAUUGGCUUUUGGACCCCCCGUAUGAUCACAUCCACAUGAUCGACAUGCAUAUCUUCUCUGGCAAUUUUUUGAAGAAAAACUAUUUUCGCUUCUCCA